Mobula hypostoma (lesser devil ray) is the source of this 4662-nucleotide messenger RNA. RefSeq names its product RAS p21 protein activator 3 (gene rasa3). Lineage: Eukaryota; Metazoa; Chordata; Chondrichthyes; Myliobatiformes; Myliobatidae. Gene Ontology annotation, biological process: negative regulation of Ras protein signal transduction; regulation of GTPase activity; intracellular signal transduction. The record is from RefSeq and is a predicted model, not a curated record. Gene Ontology annotation, molecular function: GTPase activator activity. Bases 70 to 2571 code for a protein of 833 amino acids. The transcript is spliced from 24 exons.
CGGGCGGGCAGCGGGAUGUUAUGAGGCGGAUGGUCGCGGGGAGUUCGCUCGCUGCGGCUCGGGGGCAGCAUGGCGGUGGAGGACGAGGGACUGCGGGUGCUGCAGAGCGUCAAAGUCAAGAUCGGAGAAGCGAAAAACAUGCCUCCCUAUCCAGGGCCAAAUAAGAUGAGGGACUGCUACUGUACAGUCAAUCUGGAUCAAGAGGAGGUAUUUCGGACCAAAAUAGUGGAGAAAUCGUUAUGCCCUUUUUAUGGUGAAGAUUUCUAUUGUGAAAUUCCAAGAACCUUCCGUCACCUGUCGUUUUAUAUUUUUGAUAGAGAUGUCUUUCGGAGGGAUUCAAUUAUUGGAAAGGUCGCUAUCAAGAAAGAUGAGCUUCAGAAUUAUCACAAUCGGGAUACCUGGUUCCCACUGCAGCCGGUCGAUGCUGAUUCAGAAGUUCAGGGCAAAGUUCACCUGGAGCUAAGACUCAGUGAAGUGAUCACUGACAGUGGGAGCAUUUGCCAUAAGCUGGCCACACGUGUUUUAGAGUGCCAGGAUUUGCCAAUAGUAAAUGGACAAUGCGAUCCUUAUGCAACAGUUACCUUGUCGAGCCCAUCCAGGUCAGAGGUGAAGAAAACAAAAGUAAAACGAAAAACGAAUAAUCCACAGUUUGAUGAAAUGUUCUAUUUUGAGGUGACAAAGCCUUGCAGCUACAGUCGAAAGUCGAACUUCGACGUUGAAGAGGAGCAUGUGGAGAAGAUGGAGAUCAGGAUUGGGCUUUGGAACGCCAGUAACUUAAAGUUUGGUGAUGAAUUUCUAGGAGAACUCCGACUUCCACUGAAGAUCCUGAAGCAGACUUCUUCCCAUCAAGCAUGGUACUUCCUGAAUCCCAGAGAUAAUGGGAAGCCCGUUAAACCAGUCGACCUGGGUUCCCUACGGCUAAACAUUGUUUACACCGAAGACCACGUAUUUCCAUCUCAUUAUUACGAUCCACUGAGGGACCUUGUAAUAAAAUCAGCAGAUGUUGAGCCAGUCUCUGCGUCUGCUGCCCAUGUGCUGGGGGAGGUGUGCCGAGAGAAGCAGCAAGCUGCCGUGCCGUUGGUCCGGCUCUUCCUGCACUACGGGAAGAUUGUUCCUUUCAUCAGUGCCAUCGCCAAUGCUGAAAUAAACAGGACCCUAGAUCCAAACACCAUCUUUCGAGGCAACUCCCUGACCUCCAAGUGCAUUGAUGAGACGAUGAAACUGGCAGGGAGGCACUAUCUACAGGUCACACUGAAGCCUGUUGUCGAUGAGAUAUGUGAAGUACAUAAGUCCUGUGAGAUUGACCCAGUUAAGCUGAAGGAUGGUGAGAACCUGGAGUCGAACAUGGAUAACCUCAGACAGUACGUGGAAAAAAUUUUCAAUGUCAUCACAACGUCGGGUAUGAGCUGUCCCACAGUUAUGUGUGACAUUUUCUUCUCGCUGAGGGAGUCUGCUGCCAAGAGAUUCCAAGAUGAUCCUGAUGUGCGGUACACAGCUGUAAGCAGUUUCAUCUUCCUGCGAUUCUUUGCUCCAGCCAUUCUGUCACCUAACCUAUUCCAGCUGCAUCUUCACCAUCCAGACCCAGUAACAGCGCGGACCCUGACUCUCGUGUCCAAGACCAUCCAGACCUUGGGUAGCUUAUCGAAGUCCAAAUCUGCAAGUUUCAAGGAAUCCUACAUGGCCACGUUCUAUGAGCACUUUAAUGAGCAGAAGUACACAGAUGCUGUAAGAAAUUUCCUAGAUUUAAUCUCCUCCUCUGGAAGAAAGGACCACAAGAGUAUUGAGCAGCCCAUCGUGUUAAAGGAAGGGUUUAUGAUCAAGAGGGCACAAGGAAGAAAUCGCUUUGGCAUCAAGAAUUUUAAGAAGCGGUGGUUUCGCCUGAGCAACCAUGAGUUCACCUAUCACAAGCACAAAGGUGACCAUCCACUGUACAAUAUUCCAAUUGAAAAUAUUCUCGCUGUUGAGAAACUAGAGGAAGAAUCGUUCAAAAUGAAGAACAUGUUUCAGGUCAUUCAGCCUGAGAGGGCACUGUACAUCCAGGCCAACAACUGUGUCGAGGCAAAGGACUGGAUUGACAUCCUGACCAAAGUUAGCCAGUGCAACCAGAAGCGACUCAGCACGUACCACCCGUCCGCCUAUCUCAACGGCCACUGGCUGUGCUGCAAGGCCAGUUUGGACUGUGCACCUGGCUGUACCCCCUGCACUGGUGGCCUUCCUGCGGACAUUCAGCUGGAUGUGGACAGCGACCGUGAGACUGAGCACAUUUACUCGCUCUUCAAUGCCCACAGGACCAAGCUGGAGAAGAUGCAAGAGGCUUGUGGCAGCAAGUCUGUGUACGAUGGCCCAGAGCAGGAGGAGUAUUCGACAUUUAUCAUCGAUGACCCUCAGGAGACGUAUAAAGUCCUUAAACAAAUCAUAGCUGCUGUCCAAACCCUGGAGAUGGAGCACGCUCAGUACAAGAGGAACAAGUUCAAGAGGACCAAGUAUGGUAGCCAGGAACAUCCAAUUGGUGAUAAGUCACUUCAGUGCUAUGUUUCCGAGACCUCAGGAUCUCCAGCCAAUUCUGUGUGACCAGCAUACUUGAGAAGGAGCUGGGAAGCCAAGAGUAUUACUUUAUAUCUGCAGGUGCUGGAUAUUUAGUGUCUGGUCCGAGCCUGAAACUAAAUUUGAAAUGCAGAGGAUAAUUUGUGUAAAGUGUACAGAUUUGCAGUGUUCAGCUUAAUUGACUCUUCCAUACCAUUUUAACCAAGUCUCCACAAACUGUUACAGUAUGCACUUUAGUUAUCUGUAGGUGACAGAUGACUAACUAUUUGCCUUUAAGGCAGUUAUUUUAUAUCUUCUGAGCAGCGAUCAGUUCAAUGAUCAUUGAAAGUGAACCGGUUGGCUAGAGAUUUUACAACCACUGAGUGGACACGUGGGAGAUGGCGGAUGCUGGAAUCUGGAGCAAAAGAACAAACAGCUGGAGAAACUCAGCGGGUCAGGCAGCAUCUGUGGAAGGAAGUGGACUUCAGAUGAAGGGUCUCGGCCUGAAAUGUCAGCUGUCAAUUCCCUUCCUCAGAUGUUCCUCCAGCAGUUUGCUUUGAGUAUUGGACUGAGGCGAAAAACUAACCCCAAGGUGCACUCUGGGGUAACGUUAGUAGCGGGCGUUGGAGAGCAGUGCUUUGUCCCGGAUAUGUGCUAACUGCCAAGCCUCGCCUACUUACAAUUAAACAUUCAAACAUCUCUGGUCUUUGCUCCACUCUUCCCUCUCUGUGAGGUUCCAGCUCCAUAUCACUCACCUGCUGUGCUAGGUUCCAGGGAGACAGAUGCUGUGGAGUCACUACUGGGUCUGGUUCAUCGGGACCCACUGGCACCACUGCUGCCUGGGGUUGAAUGCUCUUCCACAGGGCCUGGGCUUUAGUCUUUGCCACUGUGAAUCCUAUUUCACCUGCCGAGUUGUGCUGCUCCUGUCUGCAACUGGAGAGGGAGCCCCACAUUUAUACUCCUUCCCGUUUGGUGUGCGCAGUGUUGAGAAAGCCCCGUGCUUGUGUAUAAUCUACUGAGAGUCCACAGUGAUGUCUAGUUUUGACGCUCUGUGGACGUAGUCACCCUCUAUGUGCCGUCCAGCAGACAGUGCGGUCAUUCUGUCCGUGUGUGUCACGUGACCCUGUCAAGGCUCUCAGUAAAGCUCCCCUCCCUCCCUGCACAGCCACCCCGGGAAUCAGCAUUAACUAACAGCAGUCAGUGAGUUCGGACCCAGGCACUCUGCUGUGAAAUACUUUCUACUGACCCUGCUGCCUGCUUCACUUUUAACCAAUUUAAAACUCCAUUUGCAAUUGCACAUUUUUAUCUAAAGAGAUAAGAAAUACAACCUCAAUUUUAGCUAGUUAGAAUUCCUCUGCACUGCUGGGAGUUGUAUAUUAGUGUACUUGUUUUUAAAGAACCAUUGUCAUAGAGGUAGAAUUGAUUUACCAUGUUUUAGACAAGUGCUGAACUGAAUAUGUUGUAUAUACUACAGAACUCUGUAACUUUAAAGGGAAAUGUUCAUUUCAUGUGAGUGUCCAGUUCAAUACAUCAGUCAACAGGAUGGAUUCCUUGUAACAUAAACCCUGAAACAUUAAAAGCUUGGUUCAUCAGCAGUUCAUCAACAGGCAAGUGCUGCUAACCUUCAGAGGGGUGCCCAUGCUGAGGCUGGGGCAGUGUUGAGGGACUAUGUGGGUUAUAUUUUGGGGCGGUGUUAAGAAAACAGCUGGGCUGAUACUGGGCCAGUGUUGACCAGAACAAAGACGGUUAACUUGGGCUGAUGUUGCGGGGGUAUUGGAUAGUGUUGGGAUGUUGCCAGAGGUUGCAAUGGCAUUGAGAAAAAAUGCCCGGGCUAAUGCAUUGUUGAGGAAACCCUAAGGCUGAGAUGAGGGAGAACAAGGCUGAGAUCAGGAAGUGCUCAGGGAAUAUCUGGACGAUGUUUGGCCAGUGAUGAGGGAGUCUCCGGUCUGAAUGGGUCAACACUGAGGCAGCAUCUGAGCAAUUUUUGAGCAGCAUUGAGGGAGAGCCUAGGAAAACAAUGGGUUAGCCACAUAUUUGACUGAUUGGCACCUGUCAGGUCAGGCACCAGCAGAAUAACCAAGCUUUUACUGUACAGGAAGCAUUAAUGGGACACAGUGUAUUUUUAACUGCCAAAUAAAA